This is a messenger RNA of Mitosporidium daphniae, 573 nucleotides long. RefSeq lists its product as uncharacterized. Lineage: Eukaryota; Fungi; Microsporidia. The transcript has a single exon. Bases 1 to 573 code for a protein of 190 amino acids. The record is from RefSeq and is a predicted model, not a curated record.
AUGCCAGCUGCUGUAAAAUUGUGGUUUUGUCCCAUAAUUGGCAAUGAGCUGGGAAGGGCCAAUGAAUUGGGAAGGGCCAAUGAGCUUGUCCACGCAAGGGUGUCUUGCAUACUGAAUGAGUUCAUCGGCAAUAUUAACGAAAAGUAUUCGAUCUCUCAUGCCACGAAUGCCUGUCAAUUUUCAUCGACGCUUCAAUCAUUUCGCUCUGCCCACGACAGCGGUGUUUCAUUCGUGAAAUGCCACGAGGGCCAAUCGACCAUUCUACUUUGCUGCUCCGCAUCUCAAAAAGAUACCAGUUGGAUUGAAGUAGACUCCUCAAUUGAUCUUUUAUUUGGGCAAUUAACGAUUAAUGCGGCCAUUGCUUCUUCAUCGUCAUCACCGCUCGCAACACCAUCCUCGCCUGAAACACCAUCUUCAUCUACGACACCAUCUUCAUCUACUACACCAUCUGCACGGCAAUUUCUUUUGCCAAAAUGGAAAUCCGCCCACUCCCCAGCGCUAAAUUCCAAUCUUACCGCAUCGACAAGGAUGCCUUUGUUGGUGAAAUCGGAUUCGUUCACAAUUGAGGUAUAG